AUGAAAGGUUUGGUGAUUCUGCUGAGGAAGAGUCGGCCUCAUUCUAAGCUGUUCCUAAUAGAUUUGGCUGGUUCCGAAAGGGCGUCCAAUACAAACAAUCGCGGACUACGUUUUAAAGAAGGGGCUGCGAUCAAUCGGUCAUUGCUUGCUCUUGGAAACGUCAUUAAUUCGCUUAGUUCUAGGAAGUACGUCAACUAUCGAGACAGCAAGCUGACGAGGCUGCUAAAGGAUUCUCUAGGUGGGAACGCCCGAACUUGUAUGAUUGCUCACGUCACUGCAGCCAGUGGGCACUACGAAGAAACCUACAAUACCUUGGUUUACGCGGCAAGAGCGAUGAAUAUUACAAAUAAGGUGACGAUGAAUCGUCCAGCGUCAGCGGAUCAACCACACGCAGUUGCUAUGAAAGAAAUGCGCCGCAUAUAUGAGCAGAGAAAGAUUCCUCAUGCCGCGUCUACAAACCAAAUUGACAAGGGAAAUCCGAAGGAACGAUAUCGAAGUGGAGUAAGAUGGAACGGAAGUAUAAGCACAUCAAUCGGAAGCAUAAAGAGUAGGCGACCAGAAGUCCUGAAUGGCAAGCGAGACUUUUUGACUUUAUUUAACCAGCUGAAAGAACAGUACAUGGCACUUUCCGACAAGCAGCGGAAACUUCGGGAACGUCUUAUGGAAGCAAAUCAAGGUGCCUAUGAAGUGGAGUUGAGUCGGACAUCUAAGCUAGCUAUUAUAAACGCAUGGGAGAAGCAUAACGAAGCUGAUAAAGCUGUAGAAAGUAUAAACCGGUUGAAGAGGGACGUUGCUGAAUUGGAUAAACGUCUCAAUGGAAUGGUCGAUGUUCGGCAGAAGCUUGAAAAAGCGCUUCGCAAAGGGCAGGAAACCGCGAAGAAGGUCGAGACGAGAUUGCGAUCGUUGGCACAAUCCAAAGAACAAAAGGAAUUAAUUGAUCUUGUUGUACGAAUAGAUACCAUGCAAGCCGAAAGGAUUUCUGCAGUCAACGAUCUCGCAAUACAGUCCAUGAUCAUGCAAAGAACGGACAAUUCUAUUUCCAAACUGAGCAGAUAUGAAACGAUUGCUGAAAGGUUGAUUGAAGGCGAUCUAGACGAUAAAAACCGCGAACAGCUUGAACAGGAAUAUAGAAUUGUGAAGAACCAAUUCCACUACUACCUGAUACCACUGAAGAACAUCCAGACAGUUGUUUCAUGGAAUUCACUGCUUUUGCCGAAGCUGAACUCGUCCCCUCCAACAUCCGAAGAAGCACAAGGAACGGAAAGUCGACGAGUGAAGAAACGAGAAUUAGUGCGGCUUCCUUUUAUCGCAAAAGGCCAAGAAAUCGAAAAAAACUGUGAAACAGACUUACACGACGACAGAAGUAGGAUUGCAGAUUUUUCUUGUAAAAAUAUGGUAUAA
Necator americanus (New World hookworm) is the source of this 1401-nucleotide messenger RNA. RefSeq lists its product as uncharacterized. Gene Ontology annotation, biological process: spindle elongation; mitotic spindle organization; microtubule-based movement. The transcript is spliced from 13 exons. The coding region runs from base 1 to 1401 and encodes 466 amino acids. Gene Ontology annotation, molecular function: microtubule binding; ATP binding; microtubule motor activity. Lineage: Eukaryota; Metazoa; Nematoda; Chromadorea; Rhabditida; Ancylostomatidae. The record is from RefSeq and is a predicted model, not a curated record. Gene Ontology annotation, cellular component: microtubule associated complex.